AUGUUCGGCGAAAUUCCCCACAGAGACCCAGUUUCAUGGGCUUCGAUUCUCACCGCCCACAACCAAGCCAACUUUCCCCACAGAAGCCUGUCCAUGUUCCCCGACAUGUUGGCUCUUGAUGGGUUGCAGCCAGACCAUUUUGUCAUUGCAACCCUUGUUAAGGCUUGUGCUAACUUGGGUGCUUUGAGAAUAGGCAAGCAAGUGCAUGCCCUGUUUGUAUUGUCACCAUUUUCGGAUGAUGAUAUUGUUAAAUCAUCCCUUGUUGACAUGUAUACAAAAUGUGGAUCAGUUGAUACUGCAAGAUUGGUUUUUGACUCAAUCUCCUGGAAAAAUUCGGUUUCUUGGACGGCUAUUAUAUCUGGGUAUGCCCGUUGUGGGAGAAAAAAUGAAGCAAUUGAGCUUUUAAUGGGUAUGCCCGAGAAGAAUUUGUUUUCUUGGACUGCUUUGGUUUCUGGGUUGGUACAAAGUGGACAUGGGAUUGAUGCAUUUAGUCUCUUUAUUGAAUUGAAAAGAGAAGGAGUUGAUAUCGUAGACCCGUUUAUUCUUUCAAGCAUUAUUGGAGCUUCUGCUAAUUUAGCGUCAUUGGAGCUAGGGAAACAGAUCCAUUGCUUGGUUUUAAUUCUUGGUUAUGAAUCUAGCUUGUUUGUUAGUAAUGCAAUGGUCGAUAUGUAUGCAAAAUGUAGUGAUUUAUUAGCUGCAAGGAGCAUUUUUUGUUGUAUGCAGAGAAAAGAUGUGGUUUCUUGGACUUCAAUUAUAGUUGGGAUGGCCCAGCAUGGGCGAGCCAAGGAAGCCUUGUCACUAUAUGAUGAGAUGAUUUUGGCUGGUCAAAAGCCUAAUGAAGUGACAUUUGUUGGACUAAUUUAUGCUUGUAGUCAUGUUGGGUUAGUCAGCAAAGGUCGAUAUCUUUUCAAAUCCAUGAUCAAUGAUUAUGGAUUAUAUCCUUCUCUUCAGCAUUAUACAUGCUUGUUGGACCUUUUUAGUAGAUCUGGACACCUUGAAGAGGCUGAGAAUCUCCUCAACACAAUGCCAUUAAAACCUGAUGAAGCUGCUUGGGCUGCUUUAUUAAGUGCUUGUAAGCGGCAUGGGAAAACCAAAAUGGGAAUUAGGGUAGCUGAUCAUCUAAUGACCUUGGAACCAGAGGAUCCUUCAACAUUUGUAUUGUUAUCUAAUACUUACGCAGGGGCUGCUUUGUGGGAAAAUGUAUCUAAAGUGCGGAAGUUGAUGGUAGUUAUGGAAGUCAAGAAGGAACCUGGUUAUAGUUGCAUUUGUUUGGGAAAGGAGAGUGAAGUAUUUUAUGCAGGGGAGACAACACAUCAUAUGAAGGAUGAAAUUUUUGGUUUGCUGAAUGAGUUGGAUGCAGAGAUGAGGCGAAGAGGUUAUGUUCCUGAUACUAGUUCGGUUUUACAUGACAUGGAGCUGCAAGAGAGGGAAAGGCAGCUCUUUUGGCAUAGUGAGAGGCUAGCUGUGGCUUAUGGGUUGCUUAAGGCUGUUCCUGGGACAGUCAUACGCAUUGUAAAAAAUCUCCGUGUUUGUGGAGAUUGCCACACAGUUCUAAAACUCAUUUCCAGCAUUGUUGAAAGGGAAAUUGUUGUGCGGGAUGCCAGCAGAUUUCACCACUUUAAUGAUGGGAAAUGUUCAUGCUGCGAUUUUUGGUAAUUGUGGAAUGUUGGUUGUGUAUUUUUAAUUCCUUCUUGGCAUAUCUGACUAGCAUUGGAG
Messenger RNA from Ilex paraguariensis (yerba mate), 1716 nucleotides. NCBI's taxonomy places the organism in Eukaryota, Viridiplantae, Streptophyta, Magnoliopsida, Aquifoliales, Aquifoliaceae. The record is from the annotation of a GenBank genome assembly.